UCUCGAGCAGGGCACUCUCCUUUUAACCUCUCCUUCUGCUUCCCUUUAAUUUGUUGUGAACAAUGCGUUAUUCACUUCUUGAAUUUGUGAAUUAUAUUGUUGAUUUUGUUGGUUCUGUUCUGUAGGGGUCCAUUGAAUCCCAAGAGUUUCAUUUCCGUUGGAUUUCUUUGUCGUUGCAAUUCGAGCUGAAACCUGGUCGAACUUGAUCUAGGAAAUCUCUGGAAUUUCUUGGUGCCAAUCUUCCCCAUAGUUUGAUCGAUUCCGUGAGGGGGAUGCUGUAUCUGUUAAGGAAUGGGAGGGAAACCGUUGUUUCAGCCGUUCGUUGGAUGAUUUGUCCAUGCAAUCGGUAGGGAUCUUUGGAAGUUUGUGCGUACCUGAUGGGGAAUUUGAUUCCCUCAAUGCCAAGAAUGGUUAAGUCCCGAGUAUCAUAAUUGUGAAGUGAUUGAGUUGAAGAGUUCCAGAAUGGUUGUUAAUCGAGGCAUUGGGCGCGUUUCGAUGUUUCUGCUGGUGGUGGUGGUGUUGGGGUUCUUCUUUGCGUCUUAUAACAUGAUCGCCAUGGUCAUUCACCACCGAAGAAAAGGAACGGAUAAAGGCUUGCAUACUGUGGCUGGCGGCCGGUCUUCAAUGUUCAUCGAUGCUAUCACUGAGAUGCCAGAUUCGUUGAAGAAACAUGAGGGUGCGAAGGCUUUGUUUCAUGUGGCGCUUACAGCCACUGAUGCACCGUACAGCCAAUGGCAAUGUAGGAUAAUGUAUUAUUGGUAUAAGAAGAUGAAGGAUGGACCUGGAUCAGAGAUGGGUGGAUUUACUCGAGUUCUGCAUUCAGGGAGCAAGGAUGAUCUGAUGGACGAGAUCCCAACUUUUAUAGUUGAUCCUCUUCCACCAGGUCAGGACAGGGGCUAUGUGGUGUUAAAUCGACCAUGGGCAUUUGUCCAAUGGCUACAGAAGGCAACUAUUGAGGAAGACUAUAUAAUGAUGGCAGAGCCUGAUCAUAUAUUUGUUAAUCCGCUGCCCAACUUAGCAAGAGGAGAAUAUCCUGCGGCAUUUCCUUUUUUCUACAUCAAGCCGAAUGAGAAUGAGAAGCUUAUUCGGAAGUUUUACCCGGAAGAAAAGGGACCUAUAACAGAUAUAGAUCCUAUUGGAAAUUCUCCUGUAAUCAUUAAAAAGUCUCAAUUGGAAAAGAUUGCUCCUACUUGGAUGAAUAUUUCACUAAGGAUGAAGGAGGAUGAAGAGACCGAUAAAGCUUUUGGAUGGGUUCUAGAAAUGUAUGCUUAUGCUGUUGCAUCUGGUUUGAAUGGUGUGACACAUAUUCUUCGGAAAGAUUUCAUGAUACAGCCACCUUGGGAUUUGGAGAUCGGAAAAAAAUUUAUUAUACACUAUACUUAUGGUUGUGACUAUAAUAUGAAGGGGGAGCUGACAUAUGGAAAAAUUGGAGAAUGGCGUUUUGACAAAAGAUCAUAUCUUCGUGGUCCUCCACCGAAAAAUUUAUCCUUGCCUCCUCCUGGUGUUCCUGAAAGUGUGGUGACACUGGUGAAGAUGGUGAAUGAGGCUACAGCGAAUAUAGCUGAUUGGGAGAAAGACAAAUGAUUGCUGAUGGUGAACGAGGCUGCAGCCAAUAUCGGUGAUUGGGACAAAGACAAAUGAUUGCUGAAGAAGUACGGGAAACAUGGUUCAUUUUUGCAGAAUUUUUCACCAAUAGAGGUCUCCAACUGUACAAGCUAGAUAGAUGUCUUGUUGCAAUCGUGCAAGAUGGAAAUGAAAAUAUAAAAGUUUCGGCUUUGAUACGACAGAGAAGGUUGAGAAAUAUUUCAUGACUAAACUUUCUCGUUAAUCAACCCUGGAGACCGUCCGAUGCAAUUCAGAUCAUCUUGGUUGUGUACAAAAGUAGUUUCCUGUUUAAACAUAUUUUAACAAAUAAGAAGCUUUAGACAGGAUGCCUUGUUUCUCUCUCGAGCUCUGCCAAAGUUGCAUAGUGACAUCCACUCUUUUGAGCCAUUGGUGGUGGUUCUUUCUUAAAAACUUUUGUACUUUCAGGCGUCGGUUUGUUUGUAUUGAAAGUAGUGAUGUGUGACCUUUUCCUAUGUUGUUCUCUUCACAAGAGAGUAUCUUUUAUAAUUUGCAAUUUUUGGCAA
Messenger RNA from Nymphaea colorata (pocket water lily), 2129 nucleotides. RefSeq names its product hydroxyproline O-arabinosyltransferase NOD3-like. The record is from RefSeq and is a predicted model, not a curated record. NCBI's taxonomy places the organism in Eukaryota, Viridiplantae, Streptophyta, Magnoliopsida, Nymphaeales, Nymphaeaceae. Bases 463 to 1584 code for a protein of 373 amino acids. Gene Ontology annotation, molecular function: glycosyltransferase activity. The transcript has 9 exons.